UGUUUGUUCUUCAACAUUUCAUGGAGUUUAUUUAUUUUAGGGAUUUGUUGAGCUUAAAUACAAUGAAAACUACCUCAGUGACUACAAAGUAUAUAAUUCAUCAUUUCUCAUCGUAAUAUGGUUUUAUGGAUAUCUCAGUCAAUGAACAAUCAAUAUGGGUGACAAUAAUUCAUCAGAUUGUUCCUGGAAAAAGAUUGUUUUAGCUAAAGCAAACAAUGAAUGGGUAUCUACCAUUAAACAAGAGCAGUGCGACAUCGAUGACUCUGUGAACACUUCGAAUACUAGUUCGGAUGGAGACCACAUUGCAAACUUUUCUAGUUUUACUCCUGUAAAACCAGAACAUGGCAGUUACAGCCAGGCACCAGAAAUGGAAUCAAUGAUGCAAGAACUGGACCCAUUGUUAGUAGUUUGUGAGUCCCGCAGGCAGCGGAGAGGGUCAGGACCUAAGGUUGAAAGUCCAGAAGAGAGGAAGAUUCGACUGGCUAAAAUGUCAGCGUACGCAGCUAAAAAACUUGCUAAGGAGACUCCUGAGCAACGGGCGGCUAGACUUAAACGAAUGUCGGAAUAUUCAGCACGUAAACUUGCCCAGGAGACCAGUCAGCAGAGGGCCAUUCGGCUGGCAAAGAUGUCUGCUUACGCCGCCCGGCGGUUGGCGCAGGAAACUCCUCAGCAGAGGAAGGUGCGCCUGGCGCGGAUGCAAGCGUACUCCGCCAAGAGAAACAUGAUCUUACAAGCACAGAAACAUAAUCUACCUAUCAAUAAUGGAAAUACUGACAAUGCUUUUGCAGCAAAGUCUAACCAAAGUUGAAAAAUAACAUUUGUUAUGCUAUCUUUUAAAAUGAAAGUAAUGCUUUUAUAUGCAAUAAUGUAUUAAUAAUGUGUAUAAUAAUGUCAUUUUAUUUCUUCUUGAAAUUAGUUUUAUAAAGUAUAUUAAUUUGUUAUUAUCUUCAAAAAAUGUAAUUGAAUUCAUGGUAAUAGUAUGAUUUACAAAAAAAAUCGAUAGGAACACAUUUAAAAAGUUCAAAGUAUAGUCAUUUAAUUGCUAUCUGUAGAUGUGUCUUCUGUGCUAUAGAAAUUACAGUAGAACAUCUGUUUUUGUAGUAGUGGCUAUUUUAAUCUCAUUUAUGUCAAGUAAUGUAGGUAUGAAUGAAAUACAUUAAUUUGUACUUAUACAUUUAGAAAAAAUAUUGUAUAGUUUUAUUAUUAUGUAUACUAUUGGAUUUGUUUCUUAUUUUACUUUGUUAAAUGUGUGUCCUAAUAACUAAGAUUUAUUUACUUGUUACUAACUGCAGCAUGUACUUUUGAACUUACUAUCAGUAUCAUAAUGAAAUAUUGCAAAAUUCCAUUAUAGUACUGAUGGUAAAUAAUAUAGAAGUAUAUAGCCAGAUUUAGUUGGUCAAUCCCACAUGGAAGGGAUUGCAACUUAAUCUUUAAGAAAAGAGAUAUUGUAGUCAUAGUGAAUAUAUUUUAUACAUUACUAGAUGCGAUUCUAAACAAGUUGAAGACUGCAUCGACAGUCAAAACAUUAGUGUCACAUGAGUUGAAUAAUAAACAUCACCUAAAUAAAAUAAAAUUCUUUUAAU
Molecule: messenger RNA, 1583 nt
Organism: Ostrinia furnacalis (Asian corn borer)
Lineage: Eukaryota; Metazoa; Arthropoda; Insecta; Lepidoptera; Crambidae
Gene: Fmbp-1
Product: fibroin-modulator-binding protein-1
Exons: 1
Coding region: 155-808 (217 amino acids)
Source: RefSeq, a predicted model, not a curated record